UCAGAAAGCGUAGCCAUUUUAGAAAAUCAAAACAGAGUGAAAAUUUCGGUGCACCCAUCGGCGGUGCAGAAAAAGUGUUUUUUCGUGCGUGAAUAAACUGUGAAACCGACGGAAAAAUGUUCUAAACGAAUGGAAAUUGACCGCUGGAGCAGGCACCAUGUGGUUACGGAGCGAAACCAGAGACCGAAGGCUGCGUUCGAGCAGUUCUCGAAUAACCGUUAAGAAUAAAAGGCACGCCAAGGCACAACAGAAGAUAAAACGCAGUCCCUCGGAUGUGAUUUCAACGACGCGACGGAGCACGCAUCCUCUACAGCUUCCGGGCGUGGGUGGAGCUCGUUGUCGUCCGGUUGUAAGCACCACAAUUGGGGCCUCUGCACGUACUUUAACGCGUUCCGGCAAUCGUGUUAGUCCGAAACGCACACUGAAAGGUGCUCGACGAAUCAACAAAGCAACGUUGAGUGGAGAUGAAGAAGCAAUCUCGGAGGAUUGCAAGGAAAACUGCUGGCAGGAUAGUAAUGAUCUCACCCUAUUCGAUUCUACCGUCAGUCUUAAGAAUCAGUAUGAAAGCACUAACUUAUACUCAAAGAAGGGCGAUGAAAUCGGAUCGCCCGAUGAUUGUAUCAAUCAGUUUGGAGUGAUAACUUUCGAUUCGAACAAAUCGGCAGCGGGAGCAAUUAGCUCGACUGGUGGAGUUAUCAAUUCUCAAUCGGUAGAGCCACUCAAGUCGAAGUGCAUCACCGAAUGUGAUAGUACUACUGAAAUAGGUUGCGAUGUAAGUUACCCAUCGACUUCUUCGGGGUCGUCCUGCACAAGGCGUCUGAAAAGUCCCCUUGAGCAUGUUACGCCCUCCUCUACGUUACAGGACAUAGUAGUUCCAGAGGUGGACUCUACGACCGAUACGAUUCCAGAUACCACCAACGACUUGGUAACGGUGGCCUCAAAUAUCAUCUCCGUUUUUCCAUCUUCAGCAUCUUCAUUGUCUUCGACGUCGUCGUCUUCGUCAUCGUCCUCUUCAUCUUCCUCGUUGUCCUCCACUUUCCAACCGACAGGUUACAGCAGUUGCUCAUCCGUGUCCGGAGUCGAUGAUCAACCGGCAUCCAGUAGUUACUCACCCAACGCUACCGCAACGGAUUUGAUCUCAAUGUUCGAUGACGAACACUACAGAAAUUCGGCCGAGCUCUACACCGAUUUCCUGCCGUGCAAUACGUUAUUCACCCAAGCAUUACUUAGCUGUGGCGAUGUCUCGAGCCUCAACAUCAACUGCAAUCAGGUACUUUCCGAGAACAUGACUGCAGGAAUAAAUGAUUCGGGAUUUCUCUCUUCGAUCAAUCCGAUGGCUAUUGAAAACCUUAAAGCGUUGACCAAUUUUCAAACCAUGAACACUUCCGACGAUGCAGGACCAAGUUCGAGCGGGGCCUAUCUGACGGAAAUCGGGAGUCGGGUGUAUGAAUCAUCCAGCUCGAACGGCACUGGCCACCUGGACGGACAGGUGGAUGGCGAAUCUUUGAUUCACAACAUCGAGUGCAACGAAACAAUUCCAAUGUGUGGCGAUGACUGCGGGAAUGGAAUGCAGCUGGAAUCCGAUGAAUGCAUGGAGAUCGAGGAAUCCAACGACAGUCAGCAUGAGCAUGUCACCUGGGAAACGUUCGAUCCGUACGUGUUCAUCAAGCAUCUGCCCCCGUUGACGUGUGAAAUGCGUUCCAAGUGCCCUGCGCUGCCAUUGAAGACUCGCUCCAGUCCGGAGUUUAGUCUAGUGCUUGAUCUCGACGAGACGCUGGUGCAUUGCAGCUUGCAGGAGCUGUCCGACGCCAGCUUCAAGUUCCCGGUGCUAUUCCAGGAGUGCAAAUACACGGUUUUCGUUCGGACGCGACCAUUCUUCCGCGAGUUUCUUGAGAAGGUUUCGCAGAUAUUUGAAGUUAUCCUGUUUACUGCCUCCAAGCGGGUCUAUGCGGAUAAGUUGCUUAAUUUGUUAGAUCCUGAGCGGCGACUCAUCAAAUAUCGUCUAUUUCGAGAGCACUGUGUACUAGUCAAUGGCAACUAUAUCAAAGAUUUGACCAUUCUAGGGCGAGAUCUGUCCAAGACGAUCAUCAUUGACAAUUCUCCGCAAGCAUUUGGAUAUCAACUUGAAAACGGUAUCCCUAUAGAGAGCUGGUUUAUGGAUCAGAGCGAUUCGGAGUUGAUGAAAAUUUUACCCUUCUUGGAACGACUUGCUGAAAUGAGAGAAGAUGUUCGGCCCCAUAUCCGAGAAAAAUAUCGCCUGUUCUCGUACUUACCACCGGACUAAGUUUGCUGAAGACAAACAACCACUGAUACUUGGAUAGCUAAGCUGUUUAUGCAUCUCCCUAGGCAAGUCGUUUCUGUUGUUUUCUCUACACCGAUGGGGGUGUAGGCGUUAAAUUAAAAUGAAACAAUAAGUAAAUCGACUAGAUAAACAAAAGAAUAACCUAAAACCAUAAACACAUACACAUUUAGAAAAGGUACACCAAGCAGCAUGAAAUACCUAAACAAAUUUCGAUAAAACACACACCCACAUUGAAUAAAUUUCUAGAAAUUUAAGCGUCUAGAUGUUGCAAAAUCAAGAAAUCACAAGAUAACCGUACAGUACAGAAAUAAUUUUUAAGCGUAAGAUUAAUUAACGAGAACAGAACGAGCAAAUUAAAAAGUUUUUCCUGACCCAAUUGUAACAGUUACUGUUUUCACCUAGUUUACAGUGGGUUUAAAAUCCUUAAAAAUACACUGAAAAAUAACGAUUGUAAGUUGACUAAUGGAACAAAGCAAACAUUAGCGUAGAAUGCAAUAUGAUAAAGUAAUCUAUACAAAACAACAUAUUUAACUAGAAUCGUAGAAAUGAAAUUUGCUAAACAAAAUGAAAACAAUACUAAAAGAGAAUGAAGCAACAUUUUACACUGAAUUCUUGAAAGAUUAAGUUGUGAGCAUAUAUCAUUGUUUAUAUUGUCUUAUACAAAGCGAACAUUAUUGUUAUAAAUAAUUUGAUAUUAUUUUUAUUUAUUAAAUAAUUGUGUGUAUCAUUGCUGUAUGAUAUGAUUAUUUUAAGAUGAUCAAAUUAUAUAUCGUUGUAUUGUGUACAGAAAACAUGAACAUUGAAUCUUAAAUCAAACAUACAUCAGAACUUUUCAAAACAGUUCUCAUUGCCUGCCGUUGAUUGAUGGGAAAAGAAUGUCCAUGUUUUGUGAAUCGGUUCGUCGAGUUCCUUCCAAAUUGAAAAAAAUGAGCUUAACACGCUUCCUGGUUUCUUACUGUUGUUCCACACGCGGAUGAGUUCCCCUUUUUGGUGGUCUGCCUUCAAUGAUAGCAUAAAAUUGUCGACAUAAAAAAUCGUAGCAUUCAACAUGACAAUCGUAAUCCCGAGUCAGGACUUUGAUUCAAACGGUGUUUCCAAGACGGAACCUUUUGACAUUUUGCUUCCGGGCUGAUUCAAUGCGACGAGUGAGUGCAACCAACAAUUAUCUUGGAAAUAAGGACCAUUUUUUCGAAAGUUAUGUCGAUUGUGUGCCUCAAAGGCAUAUUUUUAGACGAAUACAAAUCCUUUUUAUUCUCUCAUAAUUGCUUGGAACAGUUUUGACAGUACAUCGUAACACAUGAAAAUAUAAAAGCAAAAUGUCAUCAAG
This is a messenger RNA of Aedes aegypti (yellow fever mosquito), 3629 nucleotides long. RefSeq names its product CTD small phosphatase-like protein 2. Gene Ontology annotation, molecular function: phosphoprotein phosphatase activity. Lineage: Eukaryota; Metazoa; Arthropoda; Insecta; Diptera; Culicidae. The record is from RefSeq and is a predicted model, not a curated record. The coding region runs from base 158 to 2284 and encodes 708 amino acids. The transcript has 6 exons.